This is a messenger RNA of Cooperia oncophora, 309 nucleotides long. The record is from the annotation of a GenBank genome assembly. Lineage: Eukaryota; Metazoa; Nematoda; Chromadorea; Rhabditida; Trichostrongylidae.
AUGUUGAUUACACGAUUUGCACCGCCUAGUAGGCAGUUUUUUCGACAAUUCCUUAUUCCCACUUCAAGCUGUUCUUCUGCCAAUGUUCAAGAGCGUGGAAAUGCGUGGCGUGCUUGCCUCGGGAAAAUCUCUCGUUCUCAGUAUCUACGACACUAUCCGGUGACGCUUAUAAGACCAGAUGGGUCAACGCUAGAAAUUCGUUACCUGGAACCACGUGGAGUGAGUUCACUUUUCAAAAUGGGCGGGUGCUUUUUCGGGUUCCUACGGGGCAUAUGUGGUGCUUAUGCAUCGAAAUAUCCAGUGAACUAA